Effrenium voratum is the source of this 384-nucleotide messenger RNA. The record is from the annotation of a GenBank genome assembly. Lineage: Eukaryota; Dinophyceae; Suessiales; Symbiodiniaceae.
GGCUGGAGGAGGAGAUGAGGUGGUGGCGCCGAAAGGCAAGACGAAGGCCAAGGCUCAGAAAGCUGCUGAGGCCGGAGGAGAUGAGGCGGCGGCGCCGAAAGGCAAGAAGGCCAAAGCUCAGAAAGCUGCUGAGGAUGAAGGAGAUGAGGUGGUGAAGCCGAAAGGCAAGACGAAGGCCAAGGCUCAGAAAGCUGCUGAGGCCGGAGGAGAUGAGGUGGUGGCGCCGAAAGGCAAGAAGGCCAAAGCUCAGAAAGCUGCUGAGGAUGAAGGAGACGAGGUGGUGGAGCCGAAAGGCAAGACGAGGGCCAAAGCUCAGAAAGCUGCUGAGGCCGAAGGAGAUGAGGUGGUGGCGCCGACAGGCAAGGCGAAGGCCAAAGCUCAGGA